This is a messenger RNA of Knipowitschia caucasica, 795 nucleotides long. Lineage: Eukaryota; Metazoa; Chordata; Actinopteri; Gobiiformes; Gobiidae. The record is from the annotation of a GenBank genome assembly.
AUGCACAAAAAGGACGGCAAGGUACGUUACGGAAAGGGGCCCGAAUGGCGGAUGGCGCCCACGCGCGAAACGCUCGGAGUGGGCGGCGUCGCACGGUGGCGAGGGACACACCCACCGGAGGCCGGACUGGGCCGACACUUAGCCCCUAAUGGACCAAAUUUGAACCCUAAUGGAAGGGGAGGAGCUAGGGGAGGGAAAGUGGGUGGGGCCUCUCGUGGGGACGUACGCCACUCCGUGGCGCCCUUCGAGGAAGAGGAGGAGGGAGAGGAGGAGGAGGGAGGAGAGGAGGAGGAGGAAGAGGAGGAGGAGGAAGAGCAGGAGGAGGAGGAGGGAGAGGAGGAGGAGGAGGGAGAGGAAGAGGAGGAAGAGCAGGAGGGAGAGGAGGAGGGAGAGGAAGAGCAGGAAGAGCAGGAGGGAGAGGAGGAGGAGGAGGAGGGAGAGGAAGAGCAGGAGGAAGAGCAGGAGGAGGGAGAGGAAGAGCAGGAGGAAGAGCAGGAGGAAGAGCAGGAGGAGGGAGAGGAAGAGCAGGAGGAGGAGCAGGAGGAGGGAGAGGAAGAGCAGGAGGAGGAGGGAGAGGAGGAGGAGGAAGAAAGAGGAAGAGGAGGAGGAAGAGGAGGAGAGGAGGAAGAGGAGGAAGAGGAAGAGGAGGAAGACGAGGAGGAAGAGGAAGAAGAGGAGGAGGAAGAGGAGGAGGAACAGGAGGAAGAGGAAGAGGAGGGAGAGCUUCCAGGCCCAGGUUUAGUGUGUGUGUGGCAGGUCUGUGGGAGAAUGCAGAUGGAGGCUGUGAGGCCCUAA